GUCGCGCCGGCCGCAGCGGCUCGCACGGCUGCCGCCGAUGGCUGUCCAGCCGAGCUGAGCGCCCACCGCAGCCCGCCGAGCGAGGGAGGGAGCCUGCCGACCAGCGGCCUGCAGCGGCAUGGCGCCGCCGGCGGCCGCGCUGCUCUGGCUGCUGGGUGCCGCCGCGCUGGCCGGCGCCGACGAGGACCUGCCGUUCCGCACCGUAGCACCGCCAAAGGUCAACAAGGAGGACGUCAACAUAUCGGCCAUCUUGGACAACUGGCAGCAAGGCUACGAUAAGCGCCUCCGUCCCAACUACGGAGGCGAGCCGGUGGAAGUCGGUAUCACGCUACACAUAACCUCGUUCGGCUCCGUGUCGGAAGUGAACAUGGACUUCACCAUCGACUUUUUCUUCCGACAAUUCUGGCGCGAUCCGCGCAUGGCCUACGACGGCGACCUGGGCAUUGAAACGCUCACCAUCGGCACGGAGUUUAUCAAGAACAUCUGGGUGCCGGACACGUACUUUCCUAAUGAGAAGACUAGCUACUACCACGAGGCUACCGCGUCCAACGAGUUCCUGCGCAUCCGACCGACUGGAGACAUCCUCCGUAGCAUACGGCUGACCAUCACGGCGUCGUGCCCGAUGAGCCUGCAGUAUUUCCCCAUGGACCGGCAGAUGUGUGACCUACAGAUCGAGUCCUUCGGGUACGCCACCAGUGACAUCCGCUACAUGUGGCUGGGCGACGCGCCGAUCCAGAUCGACAGAUCGGUGCAGCUGCCGCAGUUCGACGUCAAGGGACACAAGACAGAGGACAUCGUCGCCACCACGUCAACAGGCAACUAUUCACGGCUGAAGCUGAACAUCCAGUUCGAGCGAUCGAUGGGCUACUAUCUGAUCCAGAUGUAUGUGCCCUCGGGACUGAUUGUCGUCAUAUCAUGGGUGAGCUUCUGGCUGAACCGCAACGCCACGCCUGCUCGAGUGGCUCUGGGCGUGACCACCGUGCUCACCAUGACCACCCUCAUGUCGUCCACAAACGCUGCCCUGCCCAAGAUCUCCUACAUCAAGGCCAUUGACGUCUACCUGGGCUACUGUUUCGUCAUGGUGUUUGCGUCUCUGCUCGAGUACGCCUACGUCGGCUACAUCGGGAAGCGGAUCUCGAUGCGGAAGACGCGCUACAUGGCCAUGCAGAAGAUGCUGAUGGAGCAGCGGCAGGAGGUGCAGAGCCGCGCACACUCGGGUGUGGUGGUCGCGCCGGAGGAGCACACGCCCAAAUCGGCCAUGGGCAGCAUGAGGCGGGGCCACGCCGGCCACCCGGGCACCUUCCAGGGCCACGCCUACCAGGGCCACAUGGCCCCGCAGUGUCACGACGCUCGGGAUCAGCACACAUGUCAGCACUUUCAGGAGGUGCGGUACAAGGCGCUCGACCCCAAGGCGCACUCCAAGGGCGCUGCGCUGGAGAACACGGUCAACGGAGGACGCUCGGGUGACGACGAGUCGGGCGGAGUGCCAGGGAUUUUGCAAAACAAGAAGCUGGAUACAAUCAUGGGCUGCAGCUCUUCAGACGUGGACAAAUACUCGCGGAUCGUGUUCCCCGUGACGUUCAUCUGCUUCAACCUCAUGUACUGGAUCAUCUACCUGCACGUCAGCGACAAAGUGGCCGCCGAUCUGGUGCCAUUCGUAAAGGAGGUGUGAAGAGGCCGACGAGCCCGGUCCACAAGAACACAGCCAGUACUCAGCAAAAACAACGGUCUGAGUCGGUUAAGACAACAGAGGAAAUAGCCAAAAUCGGUUCAGACCUCAGAGGAAGUGGCCACUGGCCAGAGCCGGUGCAGACAGUCUACAGACCUCGGCUGCGUGAAACAGACUGCAAAGGGAGACGCCGUGCGGAGAAAAGACUGCACAGCGAGUGGUGCGGCUAUCUCUGGCCGACUGCGGACACGGGCCAGCCUGGCGCGCUGACUCCGGCUUCUCUUGGCAUUUAUUUCAGUGGUAUUAUCAUGGUUCUGCGCUGGGCGGGUGAUCUUUAUAUUACGGUAGGGUGCAGGUCGCGGCGAAUCGCACUGGCUCCGUUUGUAUGUGUGUGUGUGUGUGUGUGUGUGUGUGCUGUGUCGGCGCAGGCGGUUAUGUGGUCAGUUCGCUGGUCGGGGGAGGAUAUGUCAGUUCGCUUGUAAGGGAAAGGUUGGAUCAAUGGUUCAGUUCGUUGCUCGGCGGAGGAUGUUCGCUGGUAAGAGAAGGAAGGUGGGCCAAUGGGUCAGGUCGUUGGUCGGGGGAGGCAGUAGGGUCAAUUUGCUGGUCAGAGGAGGCGGUUCGGUCAGCUGGUUGGUCGGAGGCGGCAGCCGGACUGGCUCUUCUCAGAGCUGUUCGCUGGCGGUGGAUGUAGACGACAGCAGCGCUGUAGGUGGGGUGCUCGACGUUUUAUAGCUAUUUUUAUAUCCUCCUGAUUUGUGAUGCGCCAUAUAAACUAUCCCAGGCCCGGCCAGCUCGGCCGGCGGCGCUCCACCGGUCCGGGAGCCGGCCGCCCGCAAUACAUCUGGCCGUCCUCAGCGGCUCCAGCGCUCGGCCACAUCUCCCGUCGUUCUCUGCUCUAGAUGAGUCCAUGUAAUUGCUCAAUGGGUGGCCGGUGAGUCGGCCGGAUCGGCGGCGCUGCGCGGCUCCUUCACCAUCAGCCAGAGCCAGCUCCGGCCGACCCCGGCGCGUCUGUCUGUCUGUCGGUCUGCCGGCGCGCGGUAUGUAUGCGUGUGUGCGCGGCUCCGCUGCGGCCACGGUCGCAGAACGCUCUCCCGUCUCCCUGGCGUUGGUCACGUGACUCAGUGGUCUGCACACGUGACCCAAUCACGUGUCCGGUGCGCGAGCCAAUCAGCGUGUCGUCGGACAGGAAAUGUGCUGGCCGCGCGGCCGGCGGCUACCACUGCUCAAGCGGCCCGGCCCGGCCCGACGCGCCCCUCCGGCCCGGUAAUGUCUCUCCGCCUAGUCGCGCAGCCCGCCAGCAGCCGGCCCGGCCCGUUCUGUUCACUAAGUAUUCCGGUCGGCCGCCGGACCGUAGUUGGUUGACAUCAAUACAUGCUGUUGUUGAUAUUCGGUGAUCAGAUUUAUCAAUACAUAUUUAAAAUAUGCA
This is a messenger RNA of Amphibalanus amphitrite, 3095 nucleotides long. Its product is annotated as gamma-aminobutyric acid receptor subunit beta-like. The transcript is spliced from 12 exons. The record is from RefSeq and is a predicted model, not a curated record. Gene Ontology annotation, biological process: nervous system process; signal transduction; regulation of membrane potential. Gene Ontology annotation, molecular function: neurotransmitter receptor activity; chloride channel activity; extracellular ligand-gated monoatomic ion channel activity. The coding region runs from base 119 to 1672 and encodes 517 amino acids. Gene Ontology annotation, cellular component: neuron projection; membrane; synapse. NCBI's taxonomy places the organism in Eukaryota, Metazoa, Arthropoda, Thecostraca, Balanomorpha, Balanidae.